Podospora anserina S mat+ is the source of this 1341-nucleotide messenger RNA. RefSeq lists its product as uncharacterized. NCBI's taxonomy places the organism in Eukaryota, Fungi, Ascomycota, Sordariomycetes, Sordariales, Podosporaceae. Gene Ontology annotation, molecular function: flavin adenine dinucleotide binding; sarcosine oxidase activity; saccharopine oxidase activity. The transcript has 3 exons. The record is from RefSeq and is a predicted model, not a curated record. Bases 1 to 1341 code for a protein of 446 amino acids.
AUGGGCAUUUUUCAGAGCAAAGUGGUCCGCCAUGGGAAGUCAUAUAUCAUCGUGGGAGCAGGUGCCUUUGGAGCAUCAACAGCACUGCACCUCAUUCGGAAGUAUCCCUCGGCCAAAAUCUACCUUGUAGAUCGAAAACCUUACCCUCCCGAACGGGCCGCAUCUUGGGACUGGAACAAAGUGAUCCGCGCAGACUACACUACACGCGUGUAUAUGAACCUUGCACUGGAGGCCUUGGAGAAGUGGACAGAGGACAAACUAUAUCGGGAAUUCUAUCACCAAAGUGGGCUUGCCUGGGUCGCCGAUUCCGAGUUUUACCAGUCCAUUAUCAACAAUUACCGUCAGUUUCCUGGUUCGAAACAUCAGGUACAACUCCUGAGCACCCAGGAUGUCCGCAAUCUCUGGGGAGGGAUUCACGCCGAUGCUGUGUACCAGGAUGUCAAGGAAGUCUUUUACAACAAGACAGGGGGGUGGGCUGAGGCUGCGAAUGCACUUCGGAAGGUUAUCGACACAGCCGUUCGUGAAGGUGUCAAAUACGUCGAGGCUGAUGUCAAGAAAGUUCUUCUCGACAAGGACGGGUCUGCAAUUGGCGUGAUCACCGAAGAAGGGAGAGCCAUACAUGCAUCACACACUGUUCUAGCCACCGGCGCCAUGACCGCAAACAUUCUCGCCGAUAGCGCACCAACGGAGCCAAAACUUCAAUUGGGAAGCCGGAUGACAGCAGCUGCGAUCUGUUCCGCAAUGGUAAAGCUGGACGAAAGAGAAGCCAGUCUCUUCAAGACAGGUCCGGUGUUCGCAAAUGAUCUGGACACUGUCAUAGGUAUGACAGCCAUUGAGCAGCCCGUUUCUACUUCUUUGCCACCAAACUCCGACAAUCAGCUUAAGGUGUACAGGGAUGAAAGCUUCAGGAAUACAGUUCUCCAUGAGGCAUCUGGGCAAGAGAUAUCAGUGCCGCCAAGCAAGCCUAGCUACGACCAAUGGGAUUUGUCACCAGGGAUGAAGAAAGAGGUCAGGUCAAGCUUUGAGGGCAUCUUUGGGGAAAAGGCUAAGGACUGGGAGCUUUUCAAUUAUCGAAUCUGCUGGUACGUUGAAACUUGGGAUGCCGUCACACCGACCCAAGACCCAAUCAUCUGUGAGCACCCUCAUGCAAAGCAGCUGUUUCUGGUAACAGGUGGUUCAUUUCACGGUUACAAGUUUCUCCCGAUUAUCGGAAAAUACGUUGUCGAGAUGCUUGACGGAACCCUCAAACCUGAACUAGCCAAAAUUUGGGCUUGGGACAAGGAGAACAAUGGGGAGGCCCAUGAAGGCAUGUUUCCAACGCGGGAGAUGGCAGAUGUUUGA